Molecule: messenger RNA, 3987 nt
Organism: Xenia sp. Carnegie-2017
Lineage: Eukaryota; Metazoa; Cnidaria; Anthozoa; Malacalcyonacea; Xeniidae
Product: histone-lysine N-methyltransferase SETD2-like
Exons: 21
Coding region: 171-3725 (1184 amino acids)
Biological process (GO): regulation of DNA-templated transcription
Cellular component (GO): chromosome; nucleus
Molecular function (GO): protein binding; histone H3K36 methyltransferase activity
Source: RefSeq, a predicted model, not a curated record
GGAGUGGCAUGUGCGGCCAUGUUGAAAUGUAACAUUUAAGUUCUUCCUCGUUUUGCGGCCUAUUGUGGGCGGAAAACAUAACAAGUCCCUUUCAGUCUGGACAAACCAGUCAAAAGGCUUUUCUGCCCGUAAUAGGAAGUCGUAAUUUCCUUGAAAUAGUGGCUGGGAAAAUGGAUUUUAGCCGCUCAACUGUAAAGGAUAGUGAAACAUUCCCAUGGGACUUGGAGAAUAAAAGUAGCAUUCAGAAGGAGGAGUGUAGUAUCAAGAAUUAUGGCGUUACAACUUCAACUCAUACCAAAGAUAGUUUUCCUUUAUUUGAAACUCUCUAUGAAAACAUCUAUCUUGGCAACAAAAAAAAAAGAGUGAAUAAAGAAAUCCGUCGAAUGACAUGCGAUUGUUCAUAUUGUCCAGAUGAGCAUAACUUUGUUGGCUGCGGUGAAGACUGCAUCAACAGAGUAUUGAUGAUAGAGUGCAAUAGACGAUGCCCAUGUGGUGAAUUCUGCUCCAAUAGAAAAUUCCAAAUCGGGCAGAGAAUUCGUGUGGAGGUAUUCAAGACUGAGAAAAAAGGAUGGGGUCUUCGCACUUUGGAAGAUGUUAAAGAACAUCAGUUCAUAAUGGAGUAUUGUGGCGAGGUGAUGGGAUAUGAAGAAUUUGAGAAACGUGUUGAAACAUACGAUAAAGAGAACAGACAACACUACUACUUCAUGACAUUAAAAGCGGAUGAGAUAAUCGAUGCAACUUACAAAGGGAAUCAGUCACGUUUCAUUAACCAUAGCUGUGACCCAAACUGUGAAACUCAGAAGUGGACUGUCAAUGGUUACCUGAGAAUUGGGUUUUUUUCACUGAGACAGAUCCCAGCUGGAACUGAACUGACUUUUGAUUACAAGUUUCAACGUUAUGGGAAAAAAGCUCAAGUGUGCUAUUGUGAAUCUCAAAAUUGCCUCGGGGUUAUCGGAGGGGAAAAACACAUGCCAUUGAAAGCCAUAGUAUCUGCCUCGUCUGUACGAUCAAGUUCACCAAGACGAAAUCGUCGCCGGCGUUUGGCAGAGCAAUUUAAUGAUAAACCGUUGGAAUUGGAGAUAGCUCAGCUGUUGGCUGGCGAUAAAGGAUUAAGAACGGACAACCAGGCCUUAAAGUUAUCACAGUUUAUGGUUCGUGCUGAAACAACAUCACAGCGUUUUUUGUUACUCGAUGCUCUCGCGGCGACUGUUGAUCAAAAUUGCUUGAAAAACUUCGUGAAGUAUCAAGGUUUAUCUCUCCUGUGGAGUUGGAUGGUUGAUCUCGGUGAGAAUUCUCGAAAACUUCAAAAGAAGAUCGUACAAGUAUUAAAGCAUCUGCCAGUCGCGAACUUAAAUCAAGUCAAAGAUACAAAAGUACUCAAGGUGAUUCGUAAAUGGGCAAAGCAGCCUUCUGUAUCGACAGCACCCGAAGAAGAGACGAGCUCCAGUGAUGUCGACUCUCGAGGACUUAGUCCCGCCGAUGCAUUGGAGGAUUCUUCAAGACGAGAUGCUUAUAUCACUUCCAGCUCUGAAGACCUAAAAGCGAUAGCCGAAGUAGACACGGGAAAUAUGGAUAAUUUAGAAAAAGUUAAAGAAAUGCAAAAUGAAGACAAGGGAACCUCUAAGGAGAAUCUUUUAUUUGUAGCAAAGGGAUUGCAAGAGUGUAGUUCAAAUAACGAGUUUUUAAACACCGAAAGUAAGAAAUUAUUUGAGGUUGUACCGGAGUGUGAUAAAACCAUCUCAACGAAUUCUGCCAUUAAAACUGAUGGGACGAACACUGUGAAUGAAUUCAAGCAAUUCGAGCAGAAAAUUGUUGAACUUAAACCCAAUCGGGUAAAAAAUCGACUGAAACAUAUCGCUUUAUAUAGUAAGAUAUUUGAUCGAAAUAGUGAAUCAUCUGGGGAAGAAUCCUCAAAGUAUUCGGAAGACGAGGCGACAUUGAGUGAUGGCGAAAGUGUUAUAGAUAUAGCUGCUGAUCUAUUAAACCAAUGGAGCAGUUUAAAGGAAGUUUAUCGAAUUCCAAAGAAAUCUUCGCACUUGAUGCAGCGUGAAUUAGUGUCUACCUCGGAUACAAUGGAAGGAAAAGUCGUAGACGUGAGUAGCAAGAGCAGACAUGUCGUCAAUACCGUUGACAUACCAAAGAUUGACGAAGAUCUUUUCAAGAAAGACGAAUUUCUAUCAAAGUUGUUUGCACAAGAGUUAAGCCCAUCAAAAGCACUCCAAGGAAAUGCUUCACCUUCAAAUAGUGAACUUUUUACAUCCGUUAGUACUCGUUGCCCGGACACAAGUGUUGCACUAAGUGACGGGAACAAAACGUCUGUAAAUCAACGCUUACAGAAUGUUGCCAGUGCCAUGAAUAAUGAAGAUCAUAAAGUAUCCUUAAAGAAAGCAAAAAAGAAUGAAGAUCAGUUGUCGACUAAAGAGAAAGAACAGCCUUCGUGGACAAAGUCAUCUAAUUUCAAGGAAGUUGAUCCCGGCAAAACAACGUCGAAUACAACACCAUCAAUACAAACCAACCCAUGGAAUACCCAAAAUCCUUCCUCGCAAACCAUUUUCUCUAUUACAUCGACGAUGGGCCCUCCACAGUACCCAGCUCCUCAUCAAAACACCACAUCACAAGCAAACCUAGAGCAACAAACAGGAUACCAAACCACGUGGAAUAAUUUGGUUAAUGGCCGUACCACCCACUCUGGGUUUAAUCAGUUACCUCCACCACCACCAGUGCAAAAAACUCAAAAUCCCCCACCUAGCACCUACAACCAAGGAUAUCAAAUUCAAACAACUCCGUUCGGGUAUCAUCAAACAGCCAGCCAAAAUCAUGCAUAUAAUCAAGCUGUGUUGAACUGGGCUAAUACAAACAACUCAACUUCACAUCCUUAUCCAUCUGGAUAUCCCUCGCAAUUUCCAAUGAAUCCAGCAAAUUUCGCCAAUAUUCUACCUAACAUGUCAAACAUUCAAUCCAUUCAGUAUAAUUCGAGGGAGCAAAUUUCAAGAUCUAAUGUUGCGAUGGUUACUUCUACCGCUUCUAACUCGGAAUGGGCCGCUUAUGAUGCCUAUGAUAAAACGCAAGAGAUGCCUCUCCCCCCUGACUGGAAAAGAGCUUACGAUGGAGAGGGUAGAGCGUAUUACUAUCAUAUAGUUACUAGGCAAACACAAUGGGAACCUCCAAUAUCUGACCGAAGUCCUCCCACACCAGAGCUUGGCUUCCUUGGCGAUCAACUCGACUCGAGGAUAGAUCCCAACUUCUUUACGUCUCACAUCGCAGAAGAUGUCAAUAUGGAAGUGGUCGAUACGAGAAAGUCGAAGAAGCCUCGCUCGCCAUCCACGCCUCCUGGUUCUCCACCAAAAAGUCCAAUGAGAAAGUGUGCAGCUGCCGACACUACUGACAUAAGAAAAGGAGCCUACUCACCAUCAUCAUUGUUACAGGGACGCCAUCUUACAUGUGAACAGAGGAAACGUCGAGAGACGUUUAGGGUUAAGUUAUCCAACGUGGUUGUGAAUUACCUCAAUCCUUAUCACAAAGUUGAUUGUAAAAUUGGGCGUAUAACAUGUGUUGAAGAUUUUAAAUUUUUGGCGAGAAAGCUUACUCACGGCGUUAUGGUGAAAGAGUUAGGUCGACUUAAAGAUGAGAGCACUUUAGCUUGCAAUGAUUCUGUUAAAAUAAAGACAAAGGAGUACAUUCGUAAUUAUAUGCAAAAAUUUGGACCUGUGUUCAAGCCAUCUUAACCUAUCCAAUUUUACUUGCUACAGAUUUAAAAAAUCUUCCGUAGUUUUUGGUUUUUGAUGUGUAAAUGUAUGUAUAAUAUUGUUCUAUUGUAAAUAGAUGACGAGUUUCCUUGCCGAGUGUUGAAAUGUUAAUGAAAUUGUCAAUUGUAGUUAUGAAUUGUAUAGUAAUUUUAAGGAGACAUUUUUCUCUCCUCCCAAAAUAUACAUUGCAGCCGUAUUUUGUAUGUUUUCGAUAUGAAACUCGAAACAUGGCUGAACUUCA